GGCAGAAGAGAGUGAGCACAACACGUAGUCAAUAACACGUCGAACACAGCCGGCACAGUUCUUUUGAUACCAUUCAUGUCAGGGAUACUAGGAGUGCGCCGCUCACGCGCUCAACUCCGGACACUGAGCACUCAGCAAUGCGGGCACUCAUACGUGAGUGCCCGCAUCGCUGACAUCUUACUGAGAUAUUAUGCUAUGACAACACAAGUAAUGGCGGGUGUUAGACGGGUUAAAUGGCAGGCAAAGAGGUUCGGAGACUGUUGCAGAUAGGCGCGUGGUGCUUUGUCUGCAGCAGGCGCCGAGCAUAUUAGACCAAGCCUACAAAACAGAUCGAAGCACGAUGUCUCAUCCCGCCUCAAUACGAGUGCACUGCCCGCGUUCAUUAGAUUUCUCGAAUCCUGGUAGGGUUUUGUCAGAAUGUGCGUGUCUUCUCAAGUAAUAGCCUCCCGGAGAGAAGAGUUACCGAAUCAAGCGCUCAUGACCACCAAGAUAUGACAGGGAUGAAGGGGAACACCCUGCUGUCGAAGUUUGAGUGCCCAGCGAGAGUGAACAUCCCGCUGGCUCUCCGUAUAGCGCUUCUGUGCUACAACAACGAGUGAUGCAAGAGCGAAAUGUUGGAUGCGCUCGGCUUCCGCUUACGUGCGGAGAGCUCGCGUCUCGAUGAUGGGGACUUCAUCGAUCUAGGGGCCCUGCGCUCCACGAAACCGCGCAACAGGGAAGAGAGGGUUCCGGGCAAUGAAGGGCUACCAAGUACGAGUGUCCUAGUCAGCGCCCAGAUUGCGAACAGAUGAUCAAGUGAAGGAUUGAAGAUGAGAACUUAGAUGGAUUCGCGCUCACCGCAUUCUCGUAGAAGGUAAGCGGCUUCUAAUCUAACCUCCGACUUCUUGAGACCUGCGCGAGUACAAUAUGUCAGCACUGCGCGACGCUAAUCUGGCAUAAGGAGAACACGCAUGAUACAGCGAAGCGAGCACCUAGCUUCAGUCAGCUGCGAAUCCUCAAUGGCGCACAGCCUCCAAAGAUGAUCGUAUCGCGAAGCACUUCCAUCCUGUCAAUGCAUGCGAAUGCGAUAAGCUGCGGGGGGGAGGAUGGAGAGUACCGAUCUCCUUCUGCGCUCGCACAGCUCUACACGGGGCAUGCGUUCCCCUGUCUUGCUGACCACGUACACAACGGUCCUCCCUCCCCGCAUCCGAAGGGCGGCGUUUGGCAUCCCCUCUGCGCGUAGCGGC
Dichomitus squalens LYAD-421 SS1 is the source of this 1226-nucleotide messenger RNA. RefSeq lists its product as uncharacterized. The transcript has a single exon. The record is from RefSeq and is a predicted model, not a curated record. Lineage: Eukaryota; Fungi; Basidiomycota; Agaricomycetes; Polyporales; Polyporaceae. The coding region runs from base 1019 to 1222 and encodes 67 amino acids.